GAAAGUCCUUUCACCAGCGUUCAUCAGCAAGUAGCACGUCGUUUUCGCCUGUUGGCUGAUUUUCUUGUUGUACUCGAGUAAAGUAUCCAUUAUAUUUUUGUUUGUCGAGCUCAACAACAGAAUACUCCCAGCCUUGUCAGGGGAACCGAAGACCCCACCUCGGCCACCAUGGCCGGCCAUUAGAAGUGAAUUGAUCGCUUCUUGUUGAGCAUUCCCUGCGAUAGUGCUGGGGUAGUGAACUUUUAGAUGCGAUAGAUUUCCGAACGAGGAAAGUUUGUGGUGGACCCUGAUCCGGGAGGAUAGGUUGAGCUUCUCUUCGGAUUGUCUCCCUGUCGCCGUGUUCCAAUCGGCUCCCCAGUAGUCCUUGCACAUUUUUUUGUAUUGAAGACGUCGCCAGAGAACUAAUCCAAGAUGUCGGGUUGGCAAGGGAAAACCGUCAAGAAGAGUGGCGUGGAGGACAUGACCCUCCUGACGCAAAUCAAAGAAGCUGCCAUCUGCGAGAACCUGAAGAAGCGCUACCUGGACGAUCUCAUUUUCACCUACAUUGGCCCUGUGUUGAUUUCCGUCAACCCGUUCAAGGCAAUGCCAUACUUCACCGAUAACGAGAUCGGGCAAUACCAAGGAUGUGCAAGCUAUGAAAACCCUCCUCACAUCUAUGCUGUUACGGACAACAUGUUCCGCAACAUGGUUAUUGACAAGGAACCCCAGUGUGUUAUUAUCUCUGGAGAGUCCGGUGCUGGCAAGACCGUGGCAGCUAAGUUCAUCAUGAAUUACAUCACCAAGGUAUCCGGAGGUGGUGAUGCUGUGCAGCGUGUCAAGGAUGUCAUCUUGCAGUCCAACCCGCUGCUGGAAGCGUUUGGAAACGCCAAGACGUCGCGAAAUAACAACUCUAGUCGAUUUGGAAAGUAUGUGGAAAUGCAGUUUGCUGGUGGCGGCACACCGAUCGGUGGCAAGAUUUCCCAGUUCUUGCUUGAGAAGUCGCGUGUGGUGAGCCAGAACCCCAGCGAGAGAAACUUCCAUAUCUUCUACCAGCUGUUGGCUGGUGCCACGGACAGUGACAAAGAGGCUCUUGGUCUCUCCACACCUGAUUACUUCUACUAUCUGAACCAGAGUGGAACAUACACUGUUGACGGCAUCUGCGAUAUCGACGACUACAAUGAAAUGAGGAGUGCUAUGAACACAAUUGGUCUGACAGCUGAUGAGCAGUACUACGUCAUCUCCAUUGUGGCGGCCAUUCUUCACCUUGGCAACGUGUCCUUUGUGGAAAACGGCAACUAUGCCGCCCCUGCUGACGCAACGUACCUGCAGUUUCCUUCGUAUCUGUUUGGCAUCGAUGAGACACAGCUCACCACCAAGCUAACCAGCCGUGUGAUGACGGUACGGGGUGAGAGCACAGAUGUCCUCUUCAACCCGGAGCAGGCUGGACAGGCAAGAGAUGCCCUAACCAAGUCGCUCUACGCCCGUGUCUUUGACUUGCUUGUCGAGUCCGUCAAUCAAGCUAUGACGACGAAAAAUUUCGACAAUACCAUCGGUGUCCUGGACAUCUAUGGUUUUGAGAUCUUCAAGAAGAACGGCUUCGAACAGUUCUGCAUCAACUUUGUCAACGAGAAGCUGCAGCAGAUCUUCAUUGAGCUGACACUGAAAGCUGAGCAGGAUGAAUAUGUUUCAGAAGGCAUUAAGUGGACGCCCAUUGACUUCUUCAACAACAAAGUUGUGUGUGAGCUGAUCGAAAGCAAGAAACCGCCGGGUAUUGUGUCAGUGAUGGACGAUGUUUGCGCCACCAUGCAUGCCCAGACUGACGGUGCUGAUAGCAAACUGCUGGAGAAACUCAUGGGAGCUACGCUGCCCGGUGCCAACCACUUCAACCUGUUCAGCGCUGGCUUCACCGUGCAGCAUUACGCUGGAAAGGUGACGUACGAUGCCGAGGGCUUCUGUGAACGUAACCGUGACGUACUCUUCACCGAUCUCAUCGAGCUCAUGCAGAGCAGCAACAUCCCCUUCUUAGUCAGCCUCUUCCCAGAGAAGACAAAGGAGAAGUCCAAGGGACGACCGACAACAUUCGGCUCCAAGAUCAGGACUCAAGCCAACGUACUUGUGGACACGUUGAUGAAGUGCCAGCCGAGCUACGUGCGUUGCAUCAAGCCCAACGAAACCAAGAAACCGCACGACUGGGAUGAGAACAGGAUGAAGCAUCAGGUUGAGUACCUUGGUCUCAAGGAGAACAUUCGAGUACGUCGUGCUGGAUUCGCGUAUCGCCGACCCUUUGAGAAGUUCGUUCAGCGGUUUGCCAUUCUGACACCGGAGACCUGGCCAAAGUGGCACGGUGGUGCUAUCGACGGUUGUAAGCACAUUCUCAGUGCCGUGCACAUGGAACCGGACCAAUGGCAAGUUGGUACUAGCAAGCUGUUCAUCAAAAACCCCGAAUCGCUCUUCCUUUUGGAAGAAUCUCGUGACAGGAAGUUUGACGGCUUUGCCCGCGUCAUCCAGAAGUCAUACCGUGCCUACAAGGGCAGAAAGGAUGCUCUGCAGCGAAGAGAGGAAGCUUCGGCCGUCGUCUUCAACAGGAAACAGCGUCGGCGUGGCACGAUCAACAGGAACUUUGUUGGAGAUUAUCUCGGCAUGGAGGACAAGCCGCAACUGCGACAGUUCCUGCCCAAGAGGAUGAAGGUGGAGUUUGCCGCAAUUUGCACCAAGUAUGACAGGCGGUUCAAGGCUGCGGACCGUUAUUUGAUCAUGACCGCAAAGGAGAUCUACUUGAUUGGCGCAGAGAAGAUCAAGAAGGGGCCGGAGAAGGGCAAGAUUGUGGAGGUCGUGAAGCGCCAGCUUGCGCUCAACAACCUUCAGUCAAUCUCUGUCAGUGAGCUUCAGGAUGAUUUCAUGAUCUUCCAUGUAAAAGGAGAGUAUGACACGCUGAUCGAGUGUCUCUUCAAGACCGAGUUCCUGACCGUCUACACCAAGAAGUACGAGGCGCUGGAAGGCUCCAAACCGACGAUCAACUUCUCCAACAACAUCUCCAUGACGAUCAAGAAGGAAGGCUGGGGCGGUGGCGGCACCCGCUCAGUGAUAUUCCAGAGAGGUACCGGUGAUGCAGCACUUCUCAAGCCAUCUGGCAAGGGCCUGGCAAUCAGUAUUGGCGAUGGCUUGCCAUCCAACACUAGGCCCAGCAACAAACCAUUGGCGUCUUCUAACCGCGCAUCCGUGACUAGCAUGUCAGGAAAGAGUAGCCGCAACUCAUCACAGCGCAAGCGCCAGUCGGUCAACAAGUCACUGUCGUCCUCGCGCCCAUCACCAAGUGGUGCCAAGCCCAACAUCCACAAGUCUGGGGCCAAGGGGCUGGCCAAGACAACCGUAGCAGAGGUGGAUGAUGCCGACAUCUUCCAGCAGCAACAGUCCUCGUCGACAGGCAGAGCGAAGCCCGGCCGACCCCCGCCAAAGCCUUCUCCAGCAAGCAAGCCCAAGGUCAUGGUAAAGGCCAUCUAUGCAUAUGAGCCACAGGAUGCCGAGGAACUGGCCUUGAACGAGAAUGAUAUGAUUGAGCUGCUGGAAGAGCGUGACAGUGGCUGGUGGAAGGGCAAGCUGAAUGGCAAGACUGGACUCUUUCCCUACAACUAUGUCGAGAAGGUCUGAGGGCAGCAGAGUGCAACAGUUAGCAGUAUCGCCUGAUGCAAUCUGUAUGCGCCGCUGGUGUCCAAUCUUUCCCUGUAGUGUUGUGUCCAAACUGUGUCCAGCUUCUUCUGGUAGCAUUCCUGCUCGACUAACCAAUCCGCGUGAACGCGGGCGAAACAUACUGGCUGCAGAGACGCCAGUCUAGCUGUAUCUACCCUCUUGCUUUUCUCCUCCUCCUGUUGUUGUUGUCGUCGUUGUUGCUGUCCCUGUUGUUGUUGUCACUCCUCUGACCUAACACCUAUCAGAAUUAAAAACACUGUCACAACCGUACUAUGAGCCAUCAUGCAUCCAUUUACCUCUGCCUCAGUCCCUGUUUCGGCGCGUCAGCGGAGCAGGAUUCGGCAAAUUGUUUUGCCCUGUUUCCUUUUACGAUACUCGUUCUGUUCUUCCUCUCAAAGCAUGCCUCCCCAUCGUCCAGUGGAGAACAUAUUGCUGUAUGCACUUCACUUCAUAAGCGUAAUGCAGAACUGACAACUGUGUUACUCCAUGCUCUUGUGCUCCAGUUUAUCUCUAUGGCAACCAUUCGAAAUGCCUAUUCACCAGCUUGUUCUGCCUUGACAACCUAACCAGUAAUUUUACCACUUUUAUUUAUAAAUCAUCUGCUCUUCCCCUUCACAAAUUGUUUAUUUUCCGUCUAUUUUCCUCCAUUUUAUUCUAGCUGCGUGUGUACAUUAUUUUCAUCACCAGGAUCUUGCUCUCCCUGGCAGCUGCAGGGAGAGAGGGAGGUUUAGAAAAUGGCGUGAACGUAAGAACCAAAAUCUUCAUAAACCGUG
Molecule: messenger RNA, 4439 nt
Organism: Sycon ciliatum
Lineage: Eukaryota; Metazoa; Porifera; Calcarea; Leucosolenida; Sycettidae
Product: unconventional myosin-If-like
Exons: 29
Coding region: 412-3627 (1071 amino acids)
Biological process (GO): actin filament organization; vesicle transport along actin filament
Cellular component (GO): vesicle; actin cytoskeleton; cytoplasm
Molecular function (GO): microfilament motor activity; ATP binding; actin filament binding
Source: RefSeq, a predicted model, not a curated record